Microplitis demolitor is the source of this 3219-nucleotide messenger RNA. It is a transcript of the gene dati, whose product is annotated as neurogenic protein mastermind. The coding region runs from base 1 to 3132 and encodes 1043 amino acids. Gene Ontology annotation, biological process: regulation of transcription by RNA polymerase II. Gene Ontology annotation, cellular component: nucleus. The transcript is spliced from 11 exons. NCBI's taxonomy places the organism in Eukaryota, Metazoa, Arthropoda, Insecta, Hymenoptera, Braconidae. Gene Ontology annotation, molecular function: RNA polymerase II cis-regulatory region sequence-specific DNA binding; DNA-binding transcription factor activity, RNA polymerase II-specific. The record is from RefSeq and is a predicted model, not a curated record.
AUGGAAGUCCAGGCAUCAGCGGUCUCCGCUGCAGCGGCAAAUCUCCAUGCUUUGCGGCAGCAUGUCUUCAAAAUGUCAGAUUAUUGGCAGCAGCCUCAGAGAGGACCACCCCAGACAUCACCCGGGUUGCAGCAUAGUCCGCUACAAAAUUCCCAGCAGCAGAUUCAGGUUCAGGUUCAACAGCAGCAGCAACAGCAGCAACAACAACAACAACAGGCACAGCAGCAUCAGCAAGUACACAGUCCGAUGCACAGUCCGCUGGGGCAACAGCAGCAACAGACUCAGACUAACAAUAGUGGCACAUUGGGCGCCAACUCGAGCUUGGGGCCUAGUCCUAAUCAAAUGCACCAUGCGAUGGCUAUGAGCCAACAGAAUUCCCAGCAACAAAGUGGGCAUCAGUCAUCGCCCGCCCCGACGACGCCGUCGCCUCAUCAACGGGAUCCCCAUCAGGCGGGAACCAUAAGCUCGACAAUGGCUCAGAGCUUACAUAAUCUUGCUCAAGCUCAAGCUCAAGCUCAACAGCAACAACAGCAGCAGUCAAUGUCACAGGCUUCGAGCCCAUCGCUGACCGUCCAAGCUGUCCAGGCAGCUCAAGCGCUCAAUCAAAACCUUGGACAGGCACUUAGUCAGGCCUUAUCUCAAAACAUGCAGCAGAAUCUCGGGCAGACUCUACAGCACAAUCUGGCCCAGAGCUUAACGCCCACUUUGUCGCCUCAGCAGCAACUGCUCAACCAGCCGCAGAAUCUCAGCCAAAGUCAGAGUCUACAGCAGAGUCUGCAGCAGAACCAAGCCCAGAACUUAUCACAGUCGCUGCAACAGCAAGCGCAAAACUUGUCACAGAACUUGGGGCAGUCACUGAACCAGCAGGCGCUUCAACAGCAGGCGCAAAAUCUCUCCCAGAAUUUGCAGCAGCAGGCUCAGAGCUUGCAGCAGCAAGCGCUCAACAUGGCUGGAGGAAUGAACCAAAAUGGGGGCAUUCCGGGCAUGAAUGUGCCCCAAGGAAAUCAACAAAAUUCACAAAAUUCAAUGAUGAGUCCUGGAACUGGGAGCCAGGACUCGCAUGACGCGACUCUCACCGAGAAAUUAGUUAACGAGCUUCAGUCUCGUGCUACGGCUGCUGGUCUAGGUGGUGGUGGUCCUGGUGCCGGGGGUGGAGGAAUGGCUAACAUCAACGAACGCACCCUCGAGGAAUGCUGGUCAACUCUGCAGCGAUUCUUCUCGCAGAUCUUCAUGCACAAGAGCGCAAUGCAGAGUGCAAUGCACGCUCGAGAUCUGGGUCCAGGUGGACUUGGCAGACCAGGUGGAGUUCCCGGCGGUCUUGCUGGUCUGGGAGUCGGCGUUGGCGUUGGACCAGGCGGUAUGAUUACCGGCAACGAAGUUAAGCCACACCAGUGUCAGCAAUGUCUUAAAUCAUUCUCAAGUAAUCAUCAACUAGUACAACAUAUUAGAGUUCAUACCGGUGAGAAACCUUACAAAUGCAGUUACUGUGAUCGAAGGUUCAAACAACUUAGUCAUGUACAGCAACAUACACGGUUACAUACCGGUGAACGACCGUACAAAUGUCAUUUACCAGAUUGUGGUCGUGCAUUUAUUCAGCUAUCGAAUCUUCAACAACACCUGAGAAAUCAUGACGCGCAGGUAGAAAGAGCUAAAAAUCGCCCAUUCCACUGCGGCAUCUGUGGCAAGGGCUUUGCGACCGAGUCCAGCCUGAGGACCCAUACGUCGAAGGUCAGUCAUCAACAUGCGGGACUUAUUGGAGGGCCCAAUGCAACAAGCUGUCCAAUCUGUCACAAACUCUUCCUCGGAGGUGAGGCACUCAUGGAACAUAUGAAGAUCACCCACAAGGAUCCAAAUGCUUCUGGUGUUGCCACGAAACGUCGGACUGCGAACCAUCCUUGCCCAGUUUGCGGGAAGCACUACAUCAACGAAGGAAGUCUGAGAAAGCAUCUGGCAUGUCAUCCGGAAACUAGUCAACUAAGUACGAAUUUAAGGAUGUGGCCGUGUUCUGUUUGUCAAGCCGUCUAUACCCAUGAGAGCGGUCUCCUGAGUCAUAUGGAACACAUGAGAAUGGAUCCUAAGCACCAGUUUGCUGCUCAAUAUGUACUAAGUCGUGCGGCUGCUGAGAGACGUGAAAGAGAACUAUUAGCUGGCUCUAGUUUAGGAGCAGGUCUCGGUGUGUUGACGAGUCAACCAGGUGGACCACAAAAUUUACAGCAACCACCAAUGUGCCCAUCGCCAUCGGCUCAUUCCGAGAGCAGUAGUGGCAACGGAAGGCUUUCAUCAGCCGGUAGUGAACCUGAUUUUUGUGCAGGCACCGGACUACUAAACAACAACAACAAUAAUAACAACAAUAAUAUGGCGUCACCGGGACCAAGUGGUAACAAAUUGAGUGAAAUGCUGAGAGCGGGUAGUCAAUCAACGGCCCAGCAGUAUCACGAUGAAAUGCAAUCACAACAGCAGAGAAUGGCUGUUAUGGCGGCGGCUGUUCAAGCUGCUGGUCUUCAAAAUUCCGUAUCGCCAAAUUUGUCGCCAGUGGACGUAGCAUCCCUAGCAGCAGCAAUGAGAAUGGGCGGUAACAACAACGAUAUAAAUGCAAACCAACAAGGACAAACAGGUCCCCAACAACAAGGCGUACAAAAUAAUAAUUCCGAGCAGGCAUUGCGAAUGCAUCAAGCCGAAGCACUGCUACGAUCACAAGCCGAAGCUGCCCUCAGACUCGCGGUUAGUAUUAAUUCACAAGUAUCACAAGCAGCAGCAGCUGCAGCGAGUUCCGCAGUCGGAAGCGACAUGAGGCAUCACUUAGGACAGCACAAUGGAGGUGGUGGCGCGUCUGGUAUGCCAGGGCAUCAUACAAACCAACAAUUAUCGCAACAAGACAGUUUAUCACCAGAUUUAGGUAAGUCGCAACAGCAGCAUCAUCAGAUGAUGAUGAGGGGACUUGGCGAGGACCUACAAUCCCAAUCCGCGAACAAGCGCGUACGAUUAACCGCAAGCCUGAUUCCAUCAUCAGGGGAGGCGCUCCGACUGCAGGAGCAACGAUUAGAGCAGGCACUGAGGCUACAUGGUGACCCACGUGCCCUCGGGUUCACACUCCAGCACGUUGUUAAUCAACAAAACAAUCAGCAACCAUGAAAGUUCAGUUACUACUGAGACGAGUGGACCCCUUGGGCUAACGAGACGUCCUAUCCGGUAGAGCGCGAGUUCCAGCAACAGCAGAAC